ACCUUCUUUCUUAUAAACUCUUUAGGAAACGCUAUGUCGGGUGGCAUUGCACGUAGUCGUCUUGCGGAAGAACGUAAAACCUGGCGCAAAAAUCAUCCCCAUGGUUUUGUGGCUAAGCCUGAGAUAAAGCCAGACGGGUAUGUUAAUUUGAUGAUUUGGCAUUGCAUUAUCCCCGGCAAAAUAGGGACUGACUGGGAAGGUGGCUACUAUCCUCUUACUCUUAUCUUCUGCGAGGACUACCCUAGCAGACCACCUACAUGCAAGUUUCCAAAUGGUUUCUUCCACCCUAAUGUUUAUGCUUCAGGAAAUGUGUGUCUGUCUAUCCUGAACGCGGGGUGGAGACCAUCCAUUACGGUAAAGCAAAUCCUAGUGGGCAUUCAAGAUUUUCUUGAUCAACCCAAUCCAAGCUCCCCUGCAAAUCAAGAUGUAUGUCGGCUUUAUGUACAGGUAAAUAGCAUUACCCUUUAAUAAUUUCUAUUGAUGUUAAUAGUCUGUUAUAUGGUUUUAUUUUCCUUGUACCGAUAUGCAAUCUUGGCCAAUACAGAACUCAAAUGAAUACCAGAAAAGAGUUCAACAGCAAGCCCGGAAAUAUCCGCAGACUCUCUAGUCAUAUGCUUGGUCAACAGAAAUGGUGGAACUAUUACAUGUCAUUUAGCUACUUGACCACAUUUUGUUUAAAGCUCCUACAAGGACAUGUGAAAUUAUAGUUGAGUAGCUGAGGUCGGUUGUCAAAGAUGCUUUCGUUACCUAUGAUUUUCUCUACUUGCUAUGCCAUGAUGGAACCAGAACACUAAAUGUCAUCUCUUUUUUCUCCCAUGUUUAAAAUGUAUGCAUUGCA
Hibiscus syriacus is the source of this 838-nucleotide messenger RNA. RefSeq names its product SUMO-conjugating enzyme SCE1-like. Gene Ontology annotation, molecular function: SUMO conjugating enzyme activity. Gene Ontology annotation, cellular component: nucleus. The coding region runs from base 34 to 468 and encodes 144 amino acids. NCBI's taxonomy places the organism in Eukaryota, Viridiplantae, Streptophyta, Magnoliopsida, Malvales, Malvaceae. The record is from RefSeq and is a predicted model, not a curated record. Gene Ontology annotation, biological process: protein sumoylation. The transcript is spliced from 4 exons.